Messenger RNA from Lates calcarifer (barramundi perch), 3069 nucleotides. RefSeq names its product kelch-like family member 31 (gene klhl31). Gene Ontology annotation, cellular component: cytoplasm; nucleus. The record is from RefSeq and is a predicted model, not a curated record. The transcript has 3 exons. Gene Ontology annotation, molecular function: protein binding. NCBI's taxonomy places the organism in Eukaryota, Metazoa, Chordata, Actinopteri, Centropomidae. Gene Ontology annotation, biological process: negative regulation of protein phosphorylation. The coding region runs from base 178 to 2085 and encodes 635 amino acids.
GCACAAUACUUGAUUGGCACUCACUGCCUUAGAGGAGGAGUUAACUGCAUGUCUCUUUCAGCAGGGGUAACUGUUGGUCUCUCUCUCCUGCUCCAGUAACUGGAGGCACAAGUUCCUUCUUCACCAGCCUCAACUUCAUUUCUCAGAAGGUCUGGGCUGUGUUCUGCUGCUACAGCCAUGGCACCCAAAAAGAACAAGGCGACCAAAAAGAAUAAAGGAGACAUAAAUGAAAUGACCAUAAUGGUUGAGGACAGCCCCAUCAACAAGAUCAAUGGGUUAAACACUCUAUUAGAGGGAGGGAACGGCUUCAGCUGCAUUUCAACUGAAGUUACUGAUUCUGUGUAUGCCCCAAACCUCCUGGAGGGUUUGAGCAACAUGAGACACGAAAGCUUCCUCUGUGAUCUAACAGUUGCCACCAAGUCAAAGUCAUUUGACGUCCACAAGGUUGUCAUGGCUUCAUGCAGCGAGUACAUUCGGAACAUCUUGAAGAAGGAUUCGACCCUCCAAAAGAUCGACCUGAGCGACAUCUCACCGGUGGGCCUCGCCACUGCAAUUACGUACGCAUACUCUGGAAAGCUGACCCUGUCCCUGUACAGCAUCGGCAGCACUAUCGCCGCGGCCAUACUGCUACAGAUUGGCACCUUAGUGAAGAUGUGCAGUGAUUUUCUCAUGCAGGAGCUCAGCGUGGAGAAUUGCAUGUAUGUGGCCAAUAUCGCUGAUGCCUACGACCUCAAAGAAACCAAGGAGGCAGCUCAGAAGUUCAUGAGGGAGAACUUCAUUGAGUUUUCUGAGAUGGAGCAGUUCCUGAAGCUCACCUACGAGCAGAUCAGUGAUUUCCUCUCAGAUGACUCCCUGCAGCUCCCCUCCGAGAUCACAGCCUUCCAGAUUGCCAUGAAAUGGUUGGACUUUGAUGAGAAGAGGCUGAAGUAUGCAGCAGAUCUCCUAACUCACAUCCGCUUUGGCACUAUCUCUGCCCAAGACCUGGUGAAUCAUGUCCAGAGUGUGCCUAGGAUGAUGCAAGACUCCGAGUGCCACCGUCUCCUUGUUGACGCCAUGAAUUACCAUCUGCUGCCAUACCAACAGAACAUCCUCCAGUCACGCAGAACAAAGGUACGUGGUGGCCUCAAGGUGAUACUCACAGUUGGCGGACGCCCUGCCUUGACAGAGAAAUCCCUCAGCAAAGACGUUCUCUACAGAGAUUCGGAUAACGUGUGGAAUAAGUUGACAGAAAUGCCAGCAAAGAGCUUUAAUCAGUGUGUGGCAGUCUUGGAUGGCUUCCUGUAUGUGGCAGGUGGUGAGGACCAGAAUGAUGCAAGGAACCAGGCCAAACAUGCUGUUAGCAACUUCUGCAGAUAUGACCCCCGCUUCAACACCUGGAUUCACUUGAGCAACAUGAUCCAGAGGCGCACCCACUUUAGCCUCAACACCUUCAACGGCCUCUUGUUUGCAGUUGGAGGGCGUAAUGCUGAUGGUGUUCAGGCCUCUGUGGAGUGCUAUGUGCCUUCAUCCAACCAGUGGCAGAUGAAAGCUCCAAUGGAGGUGCCCCGCUGUUGUCAUGGCAGCUCCGUCAUCGAUGGCAAGAUCCUUGUAUCUGGAGGUUACAUCAACAACGCCUACUCCAGGGCCGUGUGCUCGUAUGACCCCUCCACCGACACCUGGCAGGAUAAGAGCAGUCUCAGCACACCCAGAGGCUGGCACUGUGCUGCCACUGUGGGAGACCGAGCCUACGUCAUCGGAGGCAGUCAGCUGGGAGGACGUGGAGAAAGGGUGGAUGUCCUCGCCGUUGAAUCUUACAACCCUCACAACGGGCAGUGGAGCUACUGCGCGCCUCUUCACACAGGAGUGAGCACGGCCGGUAUUUCCAUUUUGAACAACAAGGUCUAUCUCCUCGGAGGCUGGAAUGAGGGUGAGAAGAAGUACAAGAAAUGUAUUCAGGUUUACAACCCUGACCUCAAUGAAUGGACUGAGGAUGAUGAAUUGCCGGAGGCCACAGUCGGCAUUUCAUGCUGUGUUGUCACCAUACCUACACGGAAAACACGGGAGUCCAGAGCCAGUUCAGUUUCAUCUGCACCAGUCAGUAUAUAAGGGUUAAAUAAUAAUGAUGUAGUUUACAUGUCUAAAGGUCUCCAGCUUGUCUGUUGCAUAAAGCUUGGUUCUCAACUCUACCUAUAGUCCCUUUUUUGGGGGGCUAAGAUGAUCAGUUUAAAUGGUCAUCAACUUUCUUUAGCAAAAAUUUGUAAAAUGUAAAAACUGCAAAUUUGGGAAUACAGUCUUAUAAAAUUGGUGACAUUAAAAAAAUCUCAUUCAUUUGAAACAAAUUGCUGGCAAAGAGAAAUCAGAAACUUUACAUUUUAGUUAAAUAAUUAGUAUAUUUAGUAUCAUUAAGGUCAGAUAAUGUUUAUGAUAGAGACUGUGCAUAGUAAUAUGUGCCAAUCUUGAAAUUUCCUUUUGGGGCCAAUUCAGUUGGGAUAAUUUCAUUAUACCUUUAUGUAGUAAAUGCAAUGUUAUAUGAAGGGUAAAAAAAAACUAAAUCAGUGUUGAAAUUAAUUUGUAACAUAACUGUCUUUUUUACCCAGUAACAUGGAAGUAAUAAUACUGGAUUUUGUGACAGUCCAGUUUAUGGUGACUACAGCUACUGUGAUUCUCAGAUACUUGAACAGAAUAAUGAGCAUCAGAAAGCUGGACCUAGAAUAUGUGUUGGCAUCGCCUACCAGGAGUAGGUGCUUGUGAUUAGUGUUUAAACACACCACACAGUAAGACUGCAGUUUCUCUACAUGCGUAAUGUAAUACACAAUAUUCAGUAGUCUUGUGUCUUAUGUUGUGUGAUCAUCACAAACACCAUCAGAUUCUGUUGGGAAAAUGUUGGAAUGAUGAGGGUUGAAUGGGCUUCGAUGUGACAAUAAUUAACUAUUUUGUAAAAAAGAAAAAGAAAAAUAUGACUUGGAAAUGAUGUUAUCAGCCUGAGCUUUCCUGGAAUCAGUACUCAUGAAUUCCCUGACUGCUCAUGUAUUUUCAUUCUUUCUUUGUUUUUAAAUUAAACUUUAAAUUAAAGAGAUGAAGUGUACGCUA